AUGAAUCCCUAUAUGAGGCAUGGGAUUGCUAUAAAGAACUUCAACGAGUUUGCCCACUGCCCACAAAAUGGCCUUCCCCAAAAUAUAUUGAUUCAAACCUUCUACAAUGGGGUUACUCCUUCUACAAGAGGAACUAUAGAUGCUAUGGCAGGAGGAUCAUUACUGAAGAAGACUACUGAUGAUGCAAUUGAGUUAUUGGAGGAAAUGGCUGACAACAACAGCAUAUGGCCAACCAAAAGGACUCAGGUAAGUCGUUCCAAUGUUAAUCAUGAUUCAUCUCCUUCUUCUUCAAAAGAUUCAGUUAAGAAAGUACAUGAGUUAGAUCCCUUAACUAUGAUGCAAGCACAAAUUUCUGCUUUAGCAUAUAAAAUUGAUAACUUGAAUGUGAGUAAGUCAACAUCUCUUGUUUGUGAAAAUUAUGGUCAAAAUGGGCAUAUAUCGAAAGAGUGUAAUUAUAAUCAUCCGAUUAUGGAGGAACAAGUGAACUAUGUUCAAGGACAAGUUUGCAGACCAUACUCGAAUAAUUAUAAUGCUGAACAUCGUAAUUUUCCUAAUACUUUUUGGAGAAACCAUGAUAAUCAAGAUAGGGGAAAUCAAGUUAAUCAAUCUCAAGAUAAAAUAGGACAAUUGACCAAUGGAAUCAAUCAGAAAAUGAGCAGUCAAGAUGAUAGUUUUAAAUGGUUAGAGUCUAAGUUUGACAAACUAUUCAAAAACCAUUCUUCAUCUAUACAUAACUUGAAAGUACAAGUAGGGCAGCUUGCCAAUGCUAUUUCCUCACGUGGAGUAGGAAACCUUCCAAGUAAUACAAAAAAGAAUCCUAGGGAAAAUGUAAGUGCUAUUAUUCUAAGAUGUGGAAAGGUAGUUGAUAAAAUAGUUCCCUCGGGUAUUGAUGCUAAUAUCUUGAAUAAUGAAACUAUUGAGCUGGUUUGUGAACCGAGCAAUGAAGUAAAUGUUGCAGGAUCAAAAGAAAAGGAAAAGGAAAAAGAUAACGUUAAAGCUUAUCAACCUAGUCCACCUUUUCCGCAAAGGAUAAAGAAGCAAGACACAGAUAAGCAAUUCUUAAACUUUAUUGAUAAAUUGAAACAUUUGCAUAUUAACAUGUCAUUCAUGGAAGCUAUUACACAAAUUCCAAACUACAGGAAGUUUCUUAAAGAUUUGAUCUCAAAGAAAUAUAGUUGGGAAGAUGCAUGUGUCAACAGUUACCUUGACCGAAGAUUGUAG
Molecule: messenger RNA, 1221 nt
Organism: Jatropha curcas
Lineage: Eukaryota; Viridiplantae; Streptophyta; Magnoliopsida; Malpighiales; Euphorbiaceae
Source: RefSeq, a predicted model, not a curated record